Molecule: messenger RNA, 405 nt
Organism: Staurois parvus
Lineage: Eukaryota; Metazoa; Chordata; Amphibia; Anura; Ranidae
Source: the annotation of a GenBank genome assembly
UAUUUGACAAAUGGAGGGGUAGCUGACAAUCACAAGGACUUUAAGGAGCUACGAUACAAUGAGUGUCUCUCAAACUUCAGCUGCAAUGGAAAGAAUGGGACCCCGGAUGGACGAAUUACUCAUGGCUUCCAACUGAGGAGCGCCUAUGAAAACAACUUGAUGCCUUACACCAAUUACACCUUUGAUUUCAAGGGUGUCAUUGACUACAUCUUCUAUUCCAAGACACACAUGGACGUUCUUGGCGUCCUGGGGCCUUUAGAUCCUCAGUGGAUGACGGAGAACAACAUCACUGGCUGCCCUCACCCCCAUAUUCCUUCUGACCACUUCUCACUGUUAACGCAGCUGGAACUCCACCCUCCACUUCUGCCUCUUAUUAAUGGAGUACAUUUGCCAAGCAGGAGGUAG